UGUAUGUAUUGCACAAAGAAUGCACACUCUUUGGCUUGUUCUUUUAUUUAUGAACUGCAUGGUGAAUUGCUGUACCGCCAAUUGGCAGCAGCGGUCGAGGUGGAUCGCACACACAUCGAUUUAGAUCUUCCGACAGAAGUUGAUUCUUACGCAGACCUUGUGCCCCUGGAACCAAAGCCAGGAUAUUUUGGCCUUAUUUCGACCGUAUACAAAGCGGUCAGUAUUAAGGACGGUCUUUGCUACUGCUUGAGGCGAUUUCACGCAAAUAAACGCUGCAUUUUUGCCGUUGAAACGUGGAAGAAAAUUAAACACGCCAACAUCGUUCAGCUCAGAGAGGCUUUUAUGACUCGAGCUUUUGGGGAUAACUCACUGGUCAUCGUGUACGAUUACCACGGAGGCGCGGAAACGCUGAAAUACCGACAUUUCAGCGAUGCAGGCUGUCGGUCACCAAAUGGAAUUAGUGGCAUUGAUCAUGCUAAUGAGCCGUUGCCUGAGGCAUUACUUUGGUCAUAUGUUGUGGACCUGAGUUCAGCUUUGAGAACUAUUCAUUCUUCAGGAUUGGCUGCGCGUACCAUUGAUCCGUCGAAGAUACUGGUAUUGGGAAAAUCGUUCAAAGCGAUCCUCAUUUCAUACUGUAUAUUCUUUCGUUAA
Soboliphyme baturini is the source of this 651-nucleotide messenger RNA. Lineage: Eukaryota; Metazoa; Nematoda; Enoplea; Dioctophymatida; Soboliphymatidae. The record is from the annotation of a GenBank genome assembly.